This is a messenger RNA of Sporothrix schenckii 1099-18, 4545 nucleotides long. Its product is annotated as exocyst complex component Sec3. The record is from RefSeq and is a predicted model, not a curated record. Gene Ontology annotation, biological process: Golgi to plasma membrane transport; exocytosis. The transcript has a single exon. The coding region runs from base 1 to 4545 and encodes 1514 amino acids. Gene Ontology annotation, cellular component: exocyst; plasma membrane. Gene Ontology annotation, molecular function: phosphatidylinositol-4,5-bisphosphate binding. Lineage: Eukaryota; Fungi; Ascomycota; Sordariomycetes; Ophiostomatales; Ophiostomataceae.
AUGGCAAUGCCGGGCGGCCGCGACAUUGGCCGGGCCGAGCGGUUCGAGGACGAGAAGCGCCGCAUCGUCGAGAGCUGCUUCAACAAGAAAGACGACGACGGCUCCGUCAUCGAGACCUACAUCACGCACAUCAGAAUCCAGGAGUACUCCUCGCAUCCGACCACCCCCCCGCCGCCCCAAAGUCGAACCCCCAACUCGGAGAAAAACCGCGUCAUUAUCGUCGCCGUCCGCAAGUCGGGCCGCGUCCGUGUCCACAAGUCCAAGGAGAACCCCAAUGGCACCUUUUCCAUUGGCAAGACCUGGGACCUCAAUGACCUGUCGGCCAUCGAGUCCUACACCGCUGCCAACGUCAGCGCCGACUUUCGCGCCUGGGCCGGCAACGUCGGCUUCCUCAUCACCCUCGGCAAGCCCUACUACUGGCAGGCCCAGACCGACAAGGAGAAGCGCUUUUUCAUCGCGAGCCUCCUCAAAAUCUACGGCAAGUACUCCGGCGGCAAGGUCCCGCUCCUGACCGGCUUCGAUCCUUAUGAGCUCGAGCAGGUCCAGGGCGGCGCUCAGCGCCGCCCGCCACCGACGACCGCCGCCUCGGCGACGACCACCCCCACAUCCGCAACAAGGCCGCCAGCCCCUCCCCAGAACCAACAGCAGCAGCAGCAGCAGCAACCACCACAGCCACUGCCUCAGCCAACACCACCGCCGCCGCUGUCCGCUCGCGAGCCCAUGUCCGCCGGCGGGCCUUCGUCGUCGGGUGGAGGCUAUGGAUCGAUGGGUUCCAAGGGAUCCAUGGGAUCCAUGGGCUCUGCUGACUUCCGCAACCGCAACGCGAUGCUCGUCAACGGCGGCGCGGCCUCUCCUGCCACCAGCAUUGAUUCGAGCCGGUCCACCAACCAGGCCGCCCUGCGACGCCUUGCCGGCAGCAACAAGAGCCAGGAGUCUGUGGCCGCUUCGCUGACCGCCCGCAGCGACGACGGCAGCAACAGCCUGCCACCGCGCUCCCGCAACGGUCCCAUCAAUGCGAAUGGUGCCCCGUCGAGUUUGGCCGACAGCCCCGCAAUCACACCCGACGGAACCGGAUCCAAGCCGCCACCCGAACGGAAACGCCCGCCCAUGGACCCCUCGCGCCCACAAGGUCUGGCCGACGACGGCCUCGUGCCUGCACCGCUUAUGAGCUCGACGCGGUCGCGUGAUGGCCGCCCCAUCAGCCCUGGUGGCCCUGGAGGGCCUGGUGGGCCAGGCGGCAACGUCGUGCCUCCGCCGCGCAGCUCCAAUCGCUCCUCGCCCUUCCAAGACGGCGGCUCGUCGCCCGGCCGCACGUCCGAGAUGGCCCCACCACCCCUACGCAACCCCAAUCCCAUGAAUGCGAACGGCUCACCCUACGCGGCCUCGGCCGCCUCUCCUCCUCCGACCCAAGCCCUCCCUCAGCCGCCGCAGACGUCCGGCCUGCCAACCGCCGCGACGACAUCCGCCGCCGCCGCCGCUGUCGGUGCCGCGACAACAGCGUCUUCCGCACCCGCCUCGUCGGCACCACCACCAGCCGAGUCUGCACCCACGCCGCCACCGGCUCCCGCCGAACCUGAAGACAACCGUCCCGGCCUGGGGCCCAUGAUCAAGAAAAAGUCCAAGGGCGACAUUGCCAACGCCUUUUGGAAGGCGGCCACCGCCGCCAACGCGUUCAAGCCGCGUCCGGGCGGUGCCGGCGACCGUCUGCGCCAGGCCCAAGCCAAGACCCCGGACGGGCCCGAUGGUAUCACAGGCGUCGUGCCCGCGCCUCCUCGGCCCGUCUCGGCGGAGAAGUCAAAGGAUCCCGCGCCAGACGCAACCACCGCCCCCGACGUUCCGCCCAAAACACCCCAGCGGUCCUCCGUACGGUCGAUUCCCGAAGUCAAGAUCACCGUGCCCAACUCCAGCCGGCCGUCAAGCAUGCAGUCAGCCGCCAAGGAGGUGGCGCCUGCCGCGAAACCUGCCGUUGCCGCCGACCUUGGACCGCGCAAGUCCAUCAUUGCCGGCAACGACGCCAAGUACCUCGCGACGCUCGGUGUGGACUCGUCCAUCAUGGACAAGCGCGGCGCCGAGUUCGCCAAGUGGCUCGACUACUUUGGCUGGGUGCCCGGCGACCACAUGCGCACCGUCAACAUGGACGACCUCAAGAUCGACCUAGACCGCGAACUCAACCGGGCCCAGGCCGGCGGCUGGCUGUCACGCUUCCAGGCGGAGGACGACCGCGUCGAGGCCAUCAAAAAGGGCAUCGACGACGCCAUGGACGAGUGCGAGGAGCUCGACAACCUGUUGACGCUCUACAGCGUCGAGCUGUCGACGCUGUCGGAUGACAUUGCCUACAUCGAGGCCCAGGGCCAGGGCCUGCAAGUCCAGGCGGCCAACCAGAAGCUGCUGCGCAAGGAGCUCGAGUCGCUGCUCGACACCUGCGCCAUUACCGCCCAGGACCUCGAGGCCCUGCGCGUUGCGCCGCUCGAGACGCCCAGCGGCAUCGAGGAGAUUGAGACCGCCCUCGUCACGCUCUACAAGGCCAUGUCCAAGAUCAAUCCCAACAUGGGUAGCGACGGCACGGGCAACGGCGUCCACGGCGCCCUCGGCGGAGGUGGUGGUGCGGACACGGCCCUGGCUAAGCUCGAGGACACAGCGGGCGACGGACCUGGCGCGCUCAACGCCGAUUUCGGCCAGAUGCGCGUCGUCCGCGAGAAGAAGGAGAUGUACUCGGCCGAGAGCGACACGUUCCUGCGCCGCCUCGUCAUCUUCAUGGCCACCGAGUUCGACCAGGCGGUUGCGCUGACCCGCAAGGCCAUGGAGGGCGCGCUGGCCAAGAAGGUCGACCCGCGCAACCACGACGUCGGCCGCGACCUGCUCUGGAAGUACAGCCCCCUGAUCCUGUAUGCGCGCGACGCCGACCCGCCCAACUGGAACCGCAUCAUCCAGAUCUACGAGGACAAGAGCCACCCGGUCUACAAGUCCGAGUUCCGCGACCUGCUCAUGGUCUGGAAGAAGAACGCCCGCAAACCCUCGAGCGACGACAGCGACCUCCUGUUUACGUCCCUCCAAGAAAAGAAAGACGAGGGCAUCGCCACGACGGCCCGCAAGCUGACCGUCAAGCGCAGCCAGACCCUGGCCCGCUCGCUGCGCUCGCCGCUGGGCGAUAACAGCAGCAGCGGCGGCGGCAGCAACAGCAGCGGCGGCAACCGCAACCAUCUGGAAAAGACCACCGGCGACAGCCGCAACCACCCGUACGAAGUCUUUGCCAGCGUGCUCGACGAGCUGCUGCCGCUCGUGCAGAUGGAGCAGAACUUUAUCAUCGACAUGUUCCACGCCACGACGCUGCAGCAGGCCGACUUUGCCGACGUGGUAGCCGCGUCGCGGCCGGCCGAGCGCCGCGGCGGCGACCUACGACGGUACCGGCCCAUGGAGCCGCACCGGGAGACGGCACGCCGGGUGACGCGCGCCAUGGAGGCGGUGUUUUCGUUCCUCGAGCAGGACCUGCAGAACCUGAUUGACUGGGUGCUGGCGACCGAGGCGCUGCAGGGCAUCGGCGUCAUGGCCACGCUGGAGCGCAAGAUGGCCGAGACGGCGCAGUCCAACCAGGAGUUUUUGAACAACACGCUGCAGAAGCUCCACAGCACGCUCGAGGGCCGGUUCCGCAAGUUUGUCGACGAGCAGAUCCGCGCCAUCGAGGAGACCAAAGUCAAAAUCAAGAAGCGCAAGGGCAUCAUUGGCUUCAUGCGCAUCUUCCCCUUUUUCAGUGCGGCCGUCGAGAACAUGCUGGCCGACGUCGACCCGCACCUGGGCGUGCGCCGCACCGUCGACAACGAGUACGACCGGAUCCUGCAGUCCAUGUUUGACUCGCUUAAGGUCAUUGCGCGCGAGAAUCCCACCAUGACGGUCGCGGCCGCCGGCUCGGCCGACCCGGAGGACAAGGAGGCCCUCAACUUCCACAUCCUGCUGAUUGAAAACAUGAACCACUACCUCGAGGACGUCGACAACCCGCGCGGCCUGCCCGUCCUCGACAAGUGGAAGGAGCGCGCCGCCGCCGAGCUGACCGAGCACAUGGGCCUCUACCUCAACGCCGUCAUGCGCCGCCCGCUCGGCCGCCUGCUGGAGCACCUGGAGAACGUCGAGGCGCAGCUGGCCGCGGGCCGCCCGCCGACCGCUGUGGCCGCGCAGCCCAGCAACUCCAAGGCCAUGUUCAACAAGGUACUGGGGAGCUACGACGCCAAGGAGGUCCGCAAGGGCAUCGAGACGCUCCGCAAGCGCGUCGAGAAGCACUUUAGCAGCGCCGACGACGAGCAGGCGUCGGCCCUAGCGGCGACGAUGGCCUCGGCCUCCACCACGUCGCUGCCCAUCAGCAAUAGCAACAGCAACAGCAACAGCAACAACAACAGCCUCGUCAACUACGUGGUGCGCGAAUGCGAAGCGUUCUACACAAACGUCGAGAACCGCAUCGGCAGCAUCACCACCAAUGUCUACGGCGGCGACGUGCUGUACGAGUGGCCGCGGGCCGAGGUCAAGCAGGCCUUUGCCAUUGCCGGGGGCCGGUAA